AUGAGUCAAAACGGUGAAGGUGGAGAGCAUGAAGGUUCAAGAAGGUUUUCGCAACCGAAUUAUCCAUCUCCACGCACUCAACGUCGCAGAUUAAGUUCCCCACCCUCGGGACCUCCCAGAAAUGAAGUAGGCGCACAAGCUGACAUCACAAGGUCACCACAAUCGAAGCGACCUCGCACCACAGAAGACGGAGAAGGCCCCUCGCCUGCUUAUCCCGAUGCAUCACCAGAGGAAGAACCAGAUGCAACAAAUGAUGAUCAGCACACUCCAUCUGCAGACACACCUCCAGCACAAGUGGGCACACCGCAGCCAGAUCGUGUUGAACAACACGCACCAACUGCAGACGCAUGUCCCCUACAAGAGGAAGCACGGAUUCUAGUUAUAGGUUUUGGCACCACCACAGUCACGGUAGUCAUCUCGUUAUUUAUUCUUGAAGAUGAACGGUACGCAUCAACUGGAAACACAUGUUCACUGCAAGAAGAAGCACUGAAUCUCAUUCGUGAUGAACAGCAUGCAUCAGCUGCAUUCACAGCUUCACCUGAGGAGGAAGCUCUGAAUACAAUCCGUGAUGGCCAACACCCUCUACUACAACAGGAAGGUGGGACACAUGUCGAUGUCGGCGAAGGUCCUGAACGUCGUAUUAUUUCAAUUGCGCCACAGGAAAUAGUAAAUCCAGUAGUUGAAUUGUUCGAUUUGACAAUAAAAUCACAAGAUGUGGGCAAUUCUUCCUUCGACAAGACCCAUCGCCUUGAGCUCAACCUCAGUAGCGUAGCCGAAUCCCUUAGAAUGGUCAUCAACCAGUAUCUAACCCAUCUGCCGACACAAAAUCAACUAAAAGAAAGUCCAAAGGGAUUUCUUGCCAUAGAUGACUUUCAUGACGUGCUAACAGAAGGAGAUUGCCAACUGUAUUCGAGGACUUUAAACGAGGAAUUGGAUCUAGAUACAAGAUAUGUGCAAUCAUACAAUCAUCAAUUCCUUAGCCGUUGUGGUAUCGCUGCCGAUACUCGUAAUUGCCUUAUCCAAUGGAUGAUACAGCUGAAUAUGCGGAUGGGCAUUCCAACGCAGACCUUGCAUAUAGCCGUAGGCCUUAUGGAUCUGUACACCUGUCUUCGACCUAUAAUACGCCAAGAAUAUCAGCUAUUGGCUCUGGGGGCAAUCAAAAUGGCCAUUCGUAUUAGGUCGCCUAAUACACCAAUAGAGUAUAAAAAUAUAUGCAGCAUUAUUAAUGGUGCAUACACACCGGUCCAGAUUAUAAGAAUGGAGGAAACAUUGAGAAGGUGCAUAGGAAAUGGGAUUUAUUUCCCAACUCCACAUAGAUUCCUCGACCUCUACAUGUUUGGCUUCCCCGACUUUACGGACUCAAUAUUGGAAUGGGCUAUGCAAGCUUGCAAUUACAUCUUCGAAUUGGGUCUUUGUCAAGCCAGUCUGUGUCGCUAUUCCGCCAGCUUGCGUUGUGCCGGUGUACUCUACCUCAUUCGUCGAAUACUAGGAUUGAGAUGUGUCUGUGGGUUUUUAUGCAGCCAUUGCUUUAAACCUGCAUGGCCACCUUCCAUGGUAAAAUUUACAGGUCACAGCGAGACCAAAGAACUCAGGACCGUUGCCAGAUUAUACGGCCGGAUCCUCUUCCGGAUUAAAAGUUACUGCAUUCCAUAUUAUACGAAACACCUCACAAACAUACCAUACAUGGCAAGUCGUUUUCAACAAGUACGUGAAGCCGGAGUACGGGGAAAUUGCAGUGGACCCCAAACUGCGUAUGGUGACACUAAGCUUUUUGAAUGA
Echinococcus granulosus is the source of this 1779-nucleotide messenger RNA. Its product is annotated as Cyclin-B1-1. Gene Ontology annotation, biological process: mitotic cell cycle phase transition; regulation of cyclin-dependent protein serine/threonine kinase activity. Lineage: Eukaryota; Metazoa; Platyhelminthes; Cestoda; Cyclophyllidea; Taeniidae. Gene Ontology annotation, molecular function: cyclin-dependent protein serine/threonine kinase regulator activity. The record is from RefSeq and is a predicted model, not a curated record. The transcript is spliced from 17 exons. Gene Ontology annotation, cellular component: nucleus; cyclin-dependent protein kinase holoenzyme complex; centrosome. Bases 1 to 1779 code for a protein of 592 amino acids.